UACAGAGCCAGAAACAGUGCGAUCAUCACUCGGCUUUUUUGUCCUGUGAUCUCACUGGCGUUCCCAGCCCUGACACUCCUUGCAAAAGAUGUCAGAAUCCCAAGAAUAAUUGGUUUUGUUUGUCCUGUAAGGACGUCCUCUGUGAUGUUAACGAACAUGAUGGUGAGCAUCAUACGCAGACAAAGCAUUGUCUUCAAGCCAGCUGCAGUAAUAAAUCAAUUUGGUGUUACUCCUGCUUUAAAUUUUUAGAUGCACAAGUGAUCCAACAAUUGUGGGCCAAUAAGCAGGGUCGAUCAUCUUCAGCCAAGCUAGAGAGCAUUGAUGCAAAGGUUGUUGAUGUUACUGAUCUCUUGUCCAAGCCAUUUCCUACCAUCAAUGUUCAUCCACAGUUGGAUGCUCCGUUGUUUGUUGGCCAGGACGAGCUUGCCUUGGCUAAGGAGGGACUCCGAAUGGUCUUUGAUCGCGGGUUAAAAGCUCUAGCUGAUCCCAAGGUGCAAGAAGAGUUUCUCCUUUACUCAGCCACGCUGCUCUCAGCCGAGUCAUGCCCAUCAGAAUUGAAGGUUAACCUUUCAUCAUUCAGAUGUAAUCUUUUGGAAGAAACCUCUGCUUUCAUUAAAGCUCAAGAUGAGUUGAAGGUGGCCUCAGAGUUAUCAGCCUCGAUUACCCAGAAGUUGUUUGUGGUGAGGCAACAAACUUCGAAGUAUGAUGAGGUAAAGAAAGAAAUGAUUGCCUCAGACGAGAAAAUUGCCAACUAUAAGUCCAUGAUCAAAGAGUUGGAAGCUUGUUUAGCCACAGAAGUGAGCAACAGGAAAAAGAUUGAUGAGGUUAUCGAUUCGAUCGAGACACAAGUCACCAUAGCGAGAGAUAGACUGGUCCCGGACUUGGCACGAGUGUCUUCCAUGAAGGGAACGACCCAAGUAGCUUACCAGUUAGUAACUCGAAAACAGUCGCACUGGGAUAACCUAAAGAUUAUGUUUACUAGGUUUGCAAUUGCAGACGCCACCAUGAGUCGACAUCCUAGUGUGAAGUGGGCUCAGCAGCCUGAUACGCUUUACAUCACUAUUGAGUUGCCUGAUGCCCAGGAUGUAAAGCUUACACUGGAGCCUGAAGGAAAGUUUUUAUUCUCUGCUACAGCUGGAGCAGAAAAGACACCCUAUGUAGUUGAUCUUGAUCUCUAUGACAAGAUUGAUGUAAAUGAAAGUAGGUAUAGUGUUGGCUCGAGAAACAUCUUUCACCUAGUGAAAAAAGCUGAAAAUAAAUGGUGGAGCAGAUUGAUAAAACAAGAAGGAAAAGCUCCUGGGUUCUUGAAAGUUGAUUGGGAUAAUUGGGGAGAUGAGCAGGCGGGGAUCUAGAUAGAAGUCCGGUGGGCAAAAAAAACCUAUAUUUUUUUUUUUUUUGGUCAAUGCUGUUUCCCCAAACUAUACUAUUGGCCAUAUUGCAAUAAGCAAUUCAUUAGAAUUUGAUUAUUGAAAAUGUGAUGAUAUAUUUGGACCUUAUAACCCAUAAAUUACAAGAGGAUGUUCAUUCCAGUGAA
Messenger RNA from Rosa rugosa (rugosa rose), 1534 nucleotides. RefSeq lists its product as uncharacterized. Gene Ontology annotation, molecular function: Hsp90 protein binding; protein-folding chaperone binding. The record is from RefSeq and is a predicted model, not a curated record. Gene Ontology annotation, biological process: protein folding; chaperone-mediated protein complex assembly. NCBI's taxonomy places the organism in Eukaryota, Viridiplantae, Streptophyta, Magnoliopsida, Rosales, Rosaceae. Bases 450 to 1352 code for a protein of 300 amino acids. Gene Ontology annotation, cellular component: cytosol; nucleus. The transcript is spliced from 4 exons.